AUGAUUUAUCUCAAGCGGCUUUUCAAUAAGUCUAAGCCUAACCAAGUUGAAUAUGUAGAAGCUUCAAAGCCUGAUAUAAGAGUUCAAGAAAAUUUUGAUGUGAAAUCAUUAUCAAAGGAUAAGGUUAAAGAAAUCUUGGAAUCUCAAUUAUCCACUCAAUACACAGAAUCUGAGCAAAACCAUAAUAUCAUAUCAGAAGAGAUAAGACAGGUAAAUACAAUUCGUGAAAUUGAUGACCGCAUAAAGCAACUUGAAUUUUUUUUAGAAAUAGCAAACCAUGGGCUUUAUUUGCAAGUGAUGAAUAAUUAUGACAAAUUUGGUAAUUUCUAAGUAGUAAAUGGAAUGGAAAACAUCCAACUUAUCUCAAACUUAUUAUCCACAAGCAAGCUUCUUUCUCAAAAAAGCAGAUCAGAUAUAUCAUCUCUCCAAACAUCUCUGCUGGCUAAAACCCUUAAGCUAGUUUAUUUAUCCAAAAAGAAAAGCAAGCUCCGGGGUCUUAUAGAGGAAUUAGAUCAUUUUGGUGAAAUAUGCUUCUCCACAAGCCUCAGCAUUAAGCAAGCUAUCAAAGAAGGAAAUUUAUAUAAAGCUUUGGAGUUAUGCAACGAAGCAAGUGAAAAAUUGAAAACAGUUGACGUUUCAAAAUAUGAAGGAUUAAAAAGCAUUCAAGCCACUUCUGAUAAAAAGCGGGGCAAAGUCUACUUGAAAAUGAAAGAAGGCUUACGCCAGCUUUGUCAAAGGUUUGAAAUGAAUUUAUACGAAAAUGUUUUGCUUGCUUAUACAACAACUGCUACUUUUGCAGAAGUGAACCUUGCAAUUCAUACUGAAUUCAUGAACUCUAUCACUAGAAUUAUUAAGCAAGCUUUAGAGCAAGCCUUAGCAAACGAAGCUUCUGCACUCUCAGUUGAAUCCAUGACGAAUUUGCUUAACUCAACAAAUUAUUUGACAGCUCUUAGAUUAAUGCUAAGAGAUCUCACAAAUCUGAUGUACAAUCACCACUUAAUCAGCAGAUGGCAUGAAGAGAAUGAGUAAUUCUUAUUUAGUCAAGCAUAUAAAAAUGAAGUCUAUCCUGUCACACAUUUAUAUAUAAAAGAUGAAAAUAGACUUAAUUCAGUCAUUGAGUUUUAUUCAGCAGUCAAGCUUGACUUGUUGAGAAAUAGGAAGCAUAUUUGAGAAAAAAUGCAACAAAGGCUUGCGAAGUUUAUCAACGAAGGGAACCAAAUUUUGAGUUUGAAGAUUAAUGAAAUUGGCCAAGCAUUGGGAUGAUUGAACACGUUUAUACAAAUAGGUGAAGAUUUCUCUGGGACACCUAGCUCUGAGCUGAAAAAAGCUAUUGAGAAAAAAUGUGUAGACUAUUUUAAUUUUUUUCAUCAGAAAACUUGGAACAAUUUAUCGUAAAAAAUAUAUAGAAACUUGCUUGAGGCUGAACAAUGAUCAAGACUGCCAAUCCCUAAAGAUUUUGAUAUUUCUCAAGAAAUUUAUAAAUGGAUAAAUGACUCUACAACAAUUCUAAAAGCUUUAUGUGACCAUUUCGACGAAUACAAUUUUACAUUUUCUUCAAUUGCGAGAGGCAAUCCUUUUGAUAUAAGAGAAGAUUUAAACAACGAAGAUGAAGCAGACAAAGAUUAUUUAUUUUCAAAAUCUGAAGAAAGCCAGCUUUCAUCUCCAGGCCUUCAGCUCUCAGAGAAUGCGCCUGUCCUAUGCAUUGCAGCUUUAAAUUUUAUCAAGGCAAUUGGCAGCUAUUUACAAUUGAUGGCCAUUUUGACUCCGAUCUCGUUUGAAGUCUUCUUAGCUUUGAGCCAAAUGGUUGAAUAUUUUUCAUUUUCGAUAUAUGAAAUGUUUUCUAAUGAAGGCUCAAAAGGAUUACUGCAAGCUGAAGUCUCAUGAAGGGGCUUACAAGGAGAAGACUUGGAAUCAAGCUAUGAUACAUUUUUAUUCCAAAAAAAGUAUAAAAAUCUAUCUACUUCAAUGGUGAGAAUUAAAGAUUUUUUGGACUCAAUGAAUUCUGAAGGAAAAUAUAAUAUGUCGCCCCUAAAAAAGCAAAUCACUCAAACCUCAGCUGGGCUUUACAAUAUAGCGGAAACUAUAAUAGCAAUUGAAAGCUUAAAAAAUAUCCUUCAUGCUACCCAUAUUGGAGAAAACUACAUGAAAAAGGUGAUUCCUGAAAGCCAAAUGAACUACGUUUUCAUCUUUUUUGAUAACACCCACAAAAUUAUUGAGGAAUUAGAAAACUUUUUAGCGGAAACUCAGAUUCCAAGACUCAUUAAGCCUGAUUGGCUUAAUGGAAUUGUUACAGGGCUCAAAUGAGAUGAAAAUAAAAAUGAAAGCAAUGCUUUUAUUGACAGAUUAUUGCACAUUGUAGAAGACACGAAGGGAAGAUUAGUUGCCAUUGGUGGAGGGAGCAUCCCUGUAUAUUUGCAAAAUAAGAUACUCACCAAGGCAGUAAAAUAUUUAUAUGACUAUUUGAUUGAUGUGUUCUCUAAGGUAAAAAAGUGCAAUAGUGCAGGGAGAGAACAAAUGCAGAUUGACUUGUUAGCCUUUCAAGAAGGAUUGAAAGAAUUCUUUCCUGAAGCACCAAAUCUUGAUGCCCAGCUAGAGUAUAUCACGAUAUGAAGCCAGUCACCUGAUAAUGUGGUGAAGUGGAUACUAAGCCAUACAGAACUGUCAUUAAGAUUACAUAAAUUGCUUUUUAGCACUAGUCCACAGGUCAUGUCUCUAAAUAAACAGACAAGAGCGCAGCUCCUACUUAGUAUUGAAACUCAUUACAAAGAGACAAUAGAAUAA
Molecule: messenger RNA, 2781 nt
Organism: Blepharisma stoltei
Lineage: Eukaryota; Ciliophora; Heterotrichea; Heterotrichida; Blepharismidae
Source: the annotation of a GenBank genome assembly